Molecule: messenger RNA, 3712 nt
Organism: Ceratina calcarata
Lineage: Eukaryota; Metazoa; Arthropoda; Insecta; Hymenoptera; Apidae
Gene: btz
Product: CASC3 exon junction complex subunit
Exons: 8
Coding region: 261-2705 (814 amino acids)
Biological process (GO): mRNA processing
Cellular component (GO): exon-exon junction complex
Molecular function (GO): mRNA binding
Source: RefSeq, a predicted model, not a curated record
AUCUGACAGCGUUUCAACGAUUUCAUUUCCUUACCGUCUACCAUUAAAAUUUCGCGUGUCUGGUGUACCUUCUGGAUAGCGAUACGUCUAGUCUAUGAUUCAUGACCGAGAAUCGGGAUCGAGAACACCGUUGAAGUAGAAACAGGCGUCAACAUCAACUAGUUCGACCUUAUAAGUCAUCUGGUGGUGUUCGUUUAUUCCCGUUUUUUUAGAAGAAAAUCUGUGAUAAUUCGCGAGCGUAUAAUCGUUAUUGGAAUAUCAUGUCGGAUACGAGACGACGUCGAAAAUCUAAUCAGUCUUGCGGUUCCGAUGACCUCUCGGACUCUUGCGAGGAGUUAAAUGCAACAAAAGAGACCCAGAGCAGUGAACAAACCGAUGGUCAUCAGGAUUCAGAGUGUGAAAUCUAUCCUUCUGAUUCCGAUGCCGAGUCUCAAGAUGGUGCAUUGAGAGAAAGUGGCGAUGGCCAGGAGGAGGAGAAACCUCAGAAGAAAUUGGACGAUGACGAAGACAGACGAAAUCCACAGUACAUUCCCAAGAGGGGAACAUUUUAUGAACACGAUGAUAGAACUAUUGAUGAAGUAGAAGACAGUGCUGCUGAACCACAGAAUGAGAGAGAGACCAAAGAGAAGAAAGUGUGGAAGGACAAGGAAGACAGAUGGGAUCAUGAUCGAUACAAUGAUGAGGAACAAGCACCAAAAAGUCAUGAGGAACUGAUAGCAGUUUACGGCUAUGAUAUAAGAAACGAAGAAGGCCCGCCCAGGGCAAGAAGAAGAAGAAGAUAUGGUCGUGGCCCAAAUAAAUAUACACGUAACUGGGAAGAUGAAGAUGCAUAUGGAAAACCUGGAAGCAAUGUUCCCGCAAGAAAUAAGAAGUUUAAUAGAAGUGCUGAAGAUUUUCCUGCUUUAGGAACCAAUAAAAACGCUCCUAAAGUAGACGAGCCAGUAAUCUCGUCAGCUUGGUACAGUAGUAAAAAUAAGUCACAAAUCAAAGGACAGAACUUUCCACCUUUACAAACUCAGGCCGACAGUCCAAAGACAAAGUCUAUCACUACUUCUAAUACUCACACAAAUGAGAACAAGGCCCCUAAUGAACCUACAAAUCCAGCCUGGAAGAAGGACACUAAGCAGUCGUCCCAUGCCCAGAGUAGUAAUGGAAACAGUGGGCCUGGCGGCGAUGCCGAUAAAUUAGCUUAUCCUAAAAUGUCUCCGAGAGAUAACAAUAAAAAGAACGUUCAAGAGUCUUCAACGAACAAGACGCCUCGGGGGCGAGGGUUCCGUUUAAGUGUAGCUAACAACAACAUGGUCACGAAUAAAUCGAUUGAGACCAAAUCUAAAGGACACGGCGCAGGACCCAUAAUCACUGAGAACAGAAGAAAUAGUGGUAUACAGAAUGACGACGAACAGCAAAUAACUCACGACAUGAAACAUGUCAGCGUUAACGAUGGUAGUCAGUACCAUCAAAGACACAAUAAAAACUUCUAUGGGCAGUCCUCGAAUCAACAAAGGUCGAGCACGGUACCUCCGAGAAUGCAGCAGCAAUCUCAUUCUCAGCAGCAGCAGCAGCAGCAGCAGCAGCAGCAGCAACCCCAACAGCAGCAGCAACAAGCGAUACAACAACAAGAUGGUGCUGCAAAUAGACCGAAACGUUAUUCCAGUUUGCGACAGCGCUCCACGGUUUCUGAUAAUGCGGGACAACAGAAUUAUCCGCCGCAGCAUGGACAGCAUGGUCAACACGGACAGCAUGGACAACAUAGUCAACACAAUCAGCAUAAUCAGCAAUGCCAACACAAUCAGCAUGGCUAUUUCCCUCCUCAAGCUGGAAAUUCAAGAGCCGUUUUAGAGCCACAAGGAUAUCCGCAGGGUCAUUUUGAACAAUCCACACCUGUUGCUGCCGCGGCCGCGCCUAUGGCUGGACAGCCGGUGAUUCCGAUACCACCUAAUGGUCAACCUACUAGCUUUGCUCCACCGGCGUUCUUGGUACCACCUCCGCAAUUUAUUCCUCCGCAGACUGCUCCGCCUAGUAUAAUUAAUUAUGUUCCUGGCCCGAAUGGACCAACGUUUCCACCGAACUUCCAAGGCUACCAAGGAUAUAGUCCAACGGUGCAGCCGCCGCGUCCACCACCACCGCAAGAAUUGUUUCAACCACAAGGUUGUACUUAUUACAGCCCGGCACAGCAGCAACAGCAACAGCAACAAUCGGCUCCGGUGAGACGACCAAAAGCGGCUAUACCGAUACUACCACCACCUGAGCAGGCUCAGACCAGAGGUAGAGGCCGAAUGACGCAGUCGCCGCAAAUGAUACAAUCCGGUGGUGUCCAACAGUUCGGGCAGGAAAUGAAGGUUAACUCCAUGGAAGAUGAUCAGAAAACUGUACCGGAACAGUUCGACGAUGUGGAAGAAACAGAGGUUCAUGAAGAACCGGAGAAAAACGAAGAUUUAAGUGUUCUAAUAACGGAUACUGUCGUUGAGAACGACGCGGAAGAUAUAAAAAGUCCCGAUAGCGAUGUACCCGUGAACUCGGAAGAUAUUAUCGGCGACCAGUUGGACGGAACAAUAGAUACUAACGAUUUAUCGAAAGGCAUUAUAGACGAAGGAAAUAUUGUCUCGCUUAAAACUCCACAGACAGUCAUCGAAGAUAUUAAAGAUGAUUUGAAUAAAAUAGAGAAGGCAGCGCCUGAAAGUUCGGUCGUGGAAGAAGCAGUAUAAAAUAAUCCUGUCAUGCAAUACGCUACGUUUUGUACAAGGAACGUAACUAUGACAUGAUUACACUUAUGUUAUAGGAAUGCAGUGUAAUAUUAUUUGAAGUUACUAUACGGUCUGUAAAGUAAACGAGGCACGAGAGCAAAAGUCGGCCAAUCCAGAAUGAUACUGUCGAUCUACACGCGGGUGCGUUCGGGAACUUCAUUAUUUUCGAAUAUAUAUAUAUAUUGACGAAUGUUUUUCGUGAAAAAACCGUGGAUUCGUUUACUGAUGCUCCUGAUUCCUCUGACAACCUGUGAAAUACCGUAGGAAUUGGAUACGUGGGUGUCUAAAACGUAAUUUGAAUGACAUUAUCUAAUUCCAGCGUAUUGUUGCAUACUACGUAGUUCACAUUUGUAAUAAUGUUUCGCUACGAAUUUCGAACCGAUCAGCUGCUACUAUUAAACGACAUUCUUCUAUAUUGUUAAACUCCUUUCAUAUAUGAAAAUUCUACUAAUAAUCAAUUAUUAGUAGAGGAAACUAGUGUUAAAUGUAUUAUCGUGUAUCGAAUAUUAACGUACACAGCGCAGACUGUGAGAAUGGUUAAUAAACCGAUAUCGAUUUUUUUAAUACAGACAGCUAAGGAUUUAUGUAAAUAGGAUACCAUCAGAUUAGUGACAUCAGCAUGUUUUUUUGUGUACAAAUAUGUUUGUACCACGAGUUAUUAAGUAAAAAACGAAUGAAGGAUGUUUCUUAAAGAAUACGUGAAUAAACAUAACAAUAUUUCAGUUUGUAUCUAUUACCAAUAUGUAAAUGUUACAUGCGUUUAUUUCGAAGCGUAGUUAGGGCGUAACUAAUAUCUAUUAUUAACUAUUAAACUUGUCGUUCAAUUUCAAUCGAUAAUUCUGUAAUAUUUGCGAGAAACAUCAAGUCGCAAUCAUUUAUACUUCUUUCCUUAAAUACUAAAUACAUUUACUAUGUUUUGUUACGCUAGAUGGAUCGGACAGAUAAUAUAUUCGUAACAACACUUUUUA